AUGGAGAUAGAGGAAGGUAGAGGAAAAGAGAAACAAGGGAUGAAUGAAGUACAGACGGUGCCAGUGUCCAACUGCAACACCGUCUUGAAAAAGCCGACAUGUCGGAAGGGGCAGGAUGAGUGGGAAAGAGACUGGGAAUGGAAACCAUUGAGAGAGAUUCGCUCAAGGUAUGGGAAUGAAGAUGUAGGGAACGGGAGUGCUGGAUUGAAAGAAGGCUCUCACUCGCUCUUGGACGAGGAUUCAAUUGGAUUGGGGGAGGCUGCCGUCGCCUGGUCAUUCAGCCACCUUCCACCAUCUCACCUCACCCCAGCAAGGCUAUCGCAGCAUCGUCAUGAGACCAAGAUGGUUGUACAAACUCAGCAAGACAACCCCGACAAGUUCGUCAGGUCGACCAGGGCAACAUCGACGCUCUUCCUGGUAGAAGACUUGACCACUGACGAUGGGCUGCAACUGUGGGGGAAGGAGCUGCGGAACGCAAGGUCAAACUGGGUCAGCGACAUCAUGACAACAGGAAGAUCGAGGGUCUUGAGCAAAAUUUCUGGUCGGCUCGCCAUAUCGACGCUCUGGGCCAGUGCAGUUGCUGUGUUCUUCUCGCUGUCUCCUCAAGAGUGGAGGAUUCAAGAAAUCUUCGAGGUCCCCGGGUACUUCUCGUACUGCUGCGCCGCCUUCUUGUCUCACCAGCUGAUGGACAGGUGGCCCCACGAGCUCGUCGGGGGAUUUCUCGCCAUUCUGCUUGUCUUCAGGACAGAUCAGGCGUACGAUCGCUUCUGGGAAGGCAGACAGCAGUGGGCAACUCUUGCUGGAGAACUGAGGUGCUGGCUCACUUGUCAGCGCUUCCUGUUGCCCUCAAGCAGCACUGAGAGGGGAACGAAACCCUGUGGAGCUGGAGGUGGAGGCGGGAAGGGCGUCUGGGAUGGGCGGGUGACGGGGCAACAGGUGGUUUUUGAAACCUUCGACGUGAAGAGAAGCAGGAGCACGUUUUGGUACGACACGAUCGACAGCAUCAUGGGAGCAAACAACAUGCCUGUCACGCUUCUCACUUCAUUGUCGUGCUCCAUCAAAGACCUGCUGCAGGAAGAGGAUGCGAGCAGGGGACAAAUAUGGGAUCGGAUGGAAACUUCAAUCUCAGGGCUUGCUAAUGUCAUCUCCGAGUGCGAAAAGCUCAAGUGUACUCCCAUCCCUCUUUCCUACAGCCGCCAUACUUCCAGGUUUUUCACGCUCUUCUCCCUCACCCUCCCUUUUGCUCUCGUGGAGACAACAACUCCUUUCCUCGUCACCCCGAUUGUCGCGGGAGUGUCGUGGAUUUUGUUCUCGGUGGAGGAGAUCGGGCAUGUGAUUGAAGAGCCUUUCGGGAACGGUCUUGCGCAAGAGACGCUUGCUACGGCGCAGAGCGGUGUUUGAUUUCUUCGAUCUCGACAAGUCUGGCAGCAUUGACAAGACCGAAUUCUUUCUUGCUAUGCAGAAACUUGGGGUUGCGAUGCCGGCGAGCGAGGUCAACGACGUCGUCUCCAAGUUCGACACCAACGGGAAUGAGUUAGUUGAGUUUGAAGAGUUCAAGGCUCUGCUCACUUACUAUGCGGAGAGAAGACGGCUCUCCGCUAAUGGAGACGGGGACGACAAGGACGAGCUAGAUAUCUCUGGCAGUUUCGCCAAUGCCCUAGGAAGCAUUCUCGUCGAUGGAAUCAAGGGCUUCUAUAUGGUUGUCGGGAUGAUCUUCGGGAUCAACAGCAGCUCAUCGGGCGUAAGGCAGCUCGAGGUCCUCCCCCUUGCUCGCUACUGCCGUGCCAUCCAGAAGGACAUUCUGCAACAAGCUGUCUUCGUUGCCGCAGGUUCCAGCAGGAAGCGAUAUAUGACCAUGGCGCGAGAGCUCGGGAGAGCGGGGGGACGACAAGGGCUGCAAGAUGAGAUCAUGCAGUGAAGAGCUUCGUCAUUUGUAAAGUUCCACGUAACAU
This is a messenger RNA of Guillardia theta CCMP2712, 1952 nucleotides long. RefSeq lists its product as hypothetical. The coding region runs from base 1 to 1401 and encodes 466 amino acids. The transcript is spliced from 30 exons. NCBI's taxonomy places the organism in Eukaryota, Cryptophyceae, Pyrenomonadales, Geminigeraceae. Gene Ontology annotation, molecular function: chloride channel activity. The record is from RefSeq and is a predicted model, not a curated record.